AUACAAUGCUGUAGUUGCCAAAAAAGAGUUGCAGAUUCCAUGGGGACUGCUGAGUGAGCUUAUUCAUUGUAUGGAAGUUAAUUAUGACGUCAUCAUUUACUUUAUUCGAACAUUUGAAAUUGCUAAAUAUCUGUCUGAGGAGGUAUACGUCAGGGAAAGAGUGAAGAAUACGGAAUCAAGCUCAGUAAAAUUUCAAAGCAUUUGCAUAUUGCAUGCAAAAGUCCAAGAUGUUUAGGAGGAGCAGAUAAUUCAACAACAUGUAACGGAACUGGAAAUGUUUUCAAAAGUUUGAAUAGAAAAUCUCAGAACAAGUUUUGUUUGAGGAAUUAUGAGGCCGGAGUUCACCGGUGAUAUUCGUAUCUAUCACGAUCAACAUCAGCUAAAAUGAGCUUUCCCUUCGAUGAUUUACACUUUAUGUCAUCCUCAGAUCAAGAAUUUUUGUAAUGAAAGGAAAUUUUUCUUAAUUUGAUAGACAGAUAUAUCGAUUGGAUAUUGCACGAGGACUAUUCAUAUAGCAACGAGUUGAAAACCGCGGACAAAAAUAUAUCUACGAUGCGAAUCGAGGACUAAACUGAAUCGAGAAUGGCCGGAGACAGUGUUACCUCGUUUAAUACAAGGAACUCUCCAACUCUUCAACGAGCACGACGUUCCAUCCGCAAAUGCUGCUGUACAAAGCUUCAGUUCCGAGCAUCCUGCAUCCUCUUCGUCAGUAUAAGUCUUAUCUUCGUGUCUGAAUCAUUGGGUGUUGCCAGCUAUCUGGUGUUUAUAGGUUCGACUGGAAUCUUCUUCGGGAUCUUCCUCAUCCUGCUCGAUUUCGCGCUGUUCUUACAGACUAAAUCUGAGCGACAUCGUCGACGGUUUGGACAAAGUGACGAGGAGGCUGUUGGCGGAGAUACCGCGAUAUGGGCGACAUCGGUAUAUGAUAGAGGGCGUAGUCUGUCGUUUGCAUCCCCUCCCCCUGACUACCAAACUACCAUCAACCAACCAGAUGUCUUCCCCUUAUACCUCCAAGAUGGCGUCCCUAUGACGUCACUGAGUGCAUCCAUAGUAGUGGAGAAUGAUGGAUGUGUGGAUGAAGAGGAGGAUAAACUACCAUCAUAUUCAGAGAUCAUGGAAGAUAGGACUGCAGAACCAUCAUCUUAAAAUCCCUGGAUUGUUUUUUUUUGUCAUUUGACAAAAGAAAGGAGACUUGUUUAUUAUAUACUUAUGUCAAAUAAUAAAUGAUUUUUAUCAAAUUUUAUCUUGAUUAAAAUUAUUUUGAAUCAAAUUCAUUUUGAAUAAAUACCGAUUAUCUUUAAUAUUCUAAAUAAUAAUUAGGCAUGUAAUGGCUGAAUGUCAGUGUCAUGCAUUCGGUAAAAGCACAAAAAACAAUUUGGAAUACAAGUUUUUCCAGUUGCUCAUUUCUCAAGUAUGGCCCAUGUCUGUAUGGUCUUUGGAGCCUUUCUCGUGAAAUCGACUUACUAGUAUCAGGCUCAUGAGACUGACAUUGUAAAGGUAGAAGGAAGGUUCGUGUAUAACGAACUACACACUUAAAAUGUUGGGCAACAUACUGUCCACUGUGUUGGGUAAUGUAUGAUGAUAGAAAAAAAUAUAUAUAUAUUCUGGGCAAUUAUUAUCCAAUUAAUAAUAAUAAUAAUAAUAAUAGCGAAUUUUUAUAAAGCGCUUUUCCCAGAAUGGCUCAAAGCGCGUUACACCAUAUUAUUACCCCGGUCAUUGGAUUCAUUUCAAUCCCGCACGAAAAGUGCACAAUUUCCACUCCCUGGGGAGCAUUCCUUGCAUUCAUCGCAGCCUCAUUAUGGCGCUGGCAAAAUCAAACAUACAAUAUCUUUCGCAUCCUACCGGGUACCCAUUUAGCACCUGGGUCGAGAGUGGCAAAGUGUGGAUUAACGCCUUGCCAAAGGACGCUAGACCGCGGUGGGAUUCGAACACACGACCCUCUGUUUACAAGGCGAGAGUCAGAACCACUACACCACGGCUCUUCCACAAAUUAAGCAAAUUUGUUACCCAAUUAUUAAUUUGUAUUACCCAAUUUGGGCAGAUUUUAGCCAAUAGUUAUGGGGACAGUAUGUUGCCCAGGGUUGGUUAAAAGUUUGGCAUUUUUUGCCCAACUAUCUUAAGAGUGUAUGGAAAGCCAGCAACGUGUACAUCUAAAAUACAUAUUUGUUCAAAAUAUUUUUUAGAUAUGACGUAUAAUCAUACAUCCAUCGUUUUCUUUAAAUAAUCAAUGUGCUUCUUUUUGUUUUCAAAGGACAUCAUGCAAAUUUCCUGGAGAAAAAAAAGUAUGAUAUUGUUGGAUUUCCAUUCGUAAGUCUUUAUAAGGCCCAGGUUUAUGUUGAAGAAAGGUACAUGCAGGUAGCUCCAUGGUUAUAUAACGUACUGUGUAAUGAACACAAUCAAGUAAAAUUUGAAACAAAAGAGGAGAGUGUACAUGUAUGUACCGGCGUGUUGUUUGGUGUGUGGGUUCAUUUGUGUGUGGGAGAGUAUGGGAGAUGGAAAAGAGGAGGAGAGAGAUUUGUGAAAAAUGAAAAUAGAAAAGGCGAACGGGUCAUAAAGAUAUUGACAAAGUUGGUUUAUACGCUAUAACGAAUCCAUAAGGAAGAUGACGAAUAUAUAACGAAUAAUAUUAGUUCGUUAUAACGAAUUAUUAAUCUUAAUAACCUCAAAGGGGAAUCCAACCCAAAUAAAAACUUGUUUUUAUAAGGAAAAGAAAAUUCAGACAAGUUGAUAGGUGUAGGUUUGAAUAAUAUUGGACAAACAACAAGAAAGUUAUGAAUUUUUAAAAGUUGUAAAUAUUGGUAAUCAUUAUAUCCAUGGAGACUUCAAAUUGGCUGCAUAUGGGAUGUCAUAGUGCUGUAAGGCAAGGACUACUCUUCCAUGUACUCCAAUACAUAUUAUGGCUAAAAUGUAAUUUUCCCAAAAGUUUUAUUUCAAAUUAUAUUUUUCUUUCAUGAGGACAUAAAACAAUAUACUACCUGGGUUAUAUUUAGAUUACUGCCCCAGGGGAAUGGGUACUUGGGAGAAAACCACAAAUCCCUGAUGAUAAAUUACAUGGCCUAUGGGAAAGUUGUCCUUGCCCCUUGUCAUAAUUUACUUACCCAGUUGCCAAUUUGAAAUCUACAUAGUAUUAGUGAUCUCAAUUUUAAAGCAGCUAUAACUUUCUUAUUGCUUGUCCGAUUUCUUUCAAACUUUCACCAUUCUGUUUGAUUUAUUUUUCUCCUUCCCAACACAAUAUUUUAUGGCCAAGGCUGGAUUCCCCUUUAACAAUAAUUAAGAUUGAAUAUAACCAUAAUGAUUGAGUUAAAUGAUAACUACAUCAAUGCUUAUGGUUAACUACCUUCAUGAUUAAUAGUUUAAUCUUAGUCGCUUCAAAACCCAUCUGUUAUUUCUUUUCUUAACAUCUUGGUUUGUAAUUCGAUCCUUCCCCGUUUUUUUUCAUAUUGUUAAUGGCUAUAAGACAAUGAUUACAUAUGAUACCCUUGCACGAUAAAGUUCGAUGCUCGUAUUUAUUUAUUUAUCAAAUGAUAUGAAUAUAAAAAUAUCUUUUUACAUUUUUUACAUCUUGGUAUAAAUUUCAUAGAAAAUAUAAACAUAUACGCAAUAUAAUAUUCAUGUGAUGAACAGCUACAUAGAAAUAUACUUAAUUGAGAAUACAUACAAAAGUAAGAUCAUGUUAUCUCUUUUUUUUUCAUAAUUUGAUAAAUCAGCAUGAAUGAUAUCGAAUGUCAUAAUAUUCAAAUACUAUUACGGGUAACAUUAAAAGCUUUGAUCGAUAAAUAUAAGACAUCUUGUAUAUGCAUCUUACAUGUAUAUAUAACAACAUUUUAAUAAUAUGAUCUUCGGGUCGAUUUUCACAACCAGUUAUCCGGUGAUUCUUGUAAAAAAUUGAAUUUUACAUUUUAAGAUAUCUAACGCUCCCCCUCUGUAGUAUAUGUAAAAUCUUAUAAUGUUAACACUUACCUUACAAAUUUAUUUGUACAAAGAUUAUACAUCACGCGUUUUCUUAUCAUCAACGCUAUAUCAAUUUUAGUACAUACACAUUCAGAAAAUAUUGAGAAAACUAGUUGCCAACAAUUUGGGGAUUUAAAAAUUCACGCAUAUUUACUUCGAACAGCACAGAAACUCCAGACCUAAUCCCACGUAUCUAAUUACUGUAUUUUUACCCAGGAUAGAUUUUGCUAUUAAAGCAGCCUUAUGACAUGAACGUUAACCAUGACCAUGGUUAAUAAUUUCCCGCUAUACUCUUUGAACAUUCAUACCAUAAUAUUUGCUAAGAAAUCAGAUAUUUUAUAGUUUGAUCCCAGCUAUUUUUUUUUUUUUGGUUGGCUGGUCGCGUGUGACUUGACAACAUAUUGUUUAUGAACAUCUCUUUAUUUUUUAUUUUUUUCGUCAUCCUUAAUUGUCUAACUUUUUGCUUUUUUAAACUUAGUGUCAGGUGAACAUCUCCAUGUUUCGCACCCUUGGAUUACAAUCAAUAACUUGUUUGAUCAAACGAUUACCAAGUAAAUACCUUAAUGACGUUUU
Messenger RNA from Lytechinus pictus (painted urchin), 4521 nucleotides. RefSeq lists its product as uncharacterized. The record is from RefSeq and is a predicted model, not a curated record. Bases 583 to 1143 code for a protein of 186 amino acids. The transcript has 2 exons. Lineage: Eukaryota; Metazoa; Echinodermata; Echinoidea; Temnopleuroida; Toxopneustidae.